Molecule: messenger RNA, 2911 nt
Organism: Astyanax mexicanus (Mexican tetra)
Lineage: Eukaryota; Metazoa; Chordata; Actinopteri; Characiformes; Acestrorhamphidae
Gene: proser3
Product: proline and serine rich 3
Exons: 13
Coding region: 605-2704 (699 amino acids)
Source: RefSeq, a predicted model, not a curated record
UAUUUUAGUAUAAAAUUUAUAAACAUUUAUAAAUUAUGAUUUUGCUCAGUUGCUUCUUCUAAACCCAUUUAGUUUAGACUCCAUCGGGAGCGCCCUCUAGUGUCUGAAAAAGCAAGAAAACAUUCUGAAGUGGGAACUCUCUUCUCUAUAGAGAUUCUCCUACUGGAGUUAAUGUUUGGAGACGCUUAGGUUAAAUGUGAGGCUUUAUUUAACUCAUAUUUCACAACAUUGUGUGUUUUUAUAGACGUUUUAGUGCGUUACAAGACAGCACGAUUUGAGAACAUGUUGUUAACCGCUCAGAACAUUUAGUAAACUACUUAAUUCGCUGGGUUAAUGUUAGCAAGCUAGGUUAGCUAACUAAGCUACAGUUAGUAUAUUUGUCAUCAACUGUCUGGUUAAGGCAACGUUAACGUUAGUUCGAUGUGUAGCCUAGUUAAGCAAUAAGUUUCGCUAGAUAGCUGUUUAUUAGCUAACCUAACUAACAUAGGUAAAUAUUUACUGCUUUUCUAAAAUCCAUCUGAUUCAGUUGUUCAUUGUUACAAUAUGCCAAAAUUGUAUAAUCUGAUAAGGUUAUAACACUGUGAGAAAUUUUGGGAAUAUCAUCAUGAAGUCCAGUGAUCCUGUUUUCACCAGACACAACCCCUUUCCUCCAGAACCACAGUUCACUAGAGCCCAUUACAAUCCAUCUCGAGCAAAGAAGAUUCCUAAGCAGCAGAAGAGACUGGCCCUGAGCCCUGUCCGCUUUGACCAGCUGGCCAGUUCUCCUGACUCUUCUCCUCACGCUGCAGCUCUCAGCCCAGAGGACCAGCGCUUCCUUAAAGGAUCUCGCCGAGUUGUUUUCUGCCCUCCUCCGUCUGUAAAAGAUCAGCAGAUAUUUUCUGAGUCCUGGCCUUCCACCGAUCAGUCUUCCUCUCCUGCCAGUGUGACAAUUUCAUCCUCCUCAGAGCCCCAGGCUUUAACAGCAGAUCACACAGAGCCCAGUGGAACUCAGGAAUCUUCAGUACUGGCAAAGUAUAUUGAGCGAUUCCGUUAUGGAAGACCACAAAGCCGUGAGGAAAGACAGAGGGUGACAACUGGAUUAGAUGGACAUCCGUUGUGGUCGAUGUCCUCUUCCUCUCCACAGCCUUCCAGCUCCACUCCCACCCAAAUCUCCAAGGAACACUUUAGAGGUUCACAUGAACUCAGGAGUGACAGAAAUGAUAGCACAGGCAGCAUGCGCAGUCCAGCUGAGCAGUCUCGGGCCAACAGGUCACUCUCUCCUCCCAGAGGCCUGCUUGACCUGAGUGCACUUGACUUGUCUGAUUCCUCCCACUGUGAGCCAGCAGAGCCAGAGAUUCUGCAGCUUCAGGAGGGAGCCAGCAGGCUUCUGCAGAAGAGUGAGAACUCUCUCAGUAGUGGCUCCAGCGGUCUACCCAUCAGCUCUGAGGGUCUGGGCUGCACUGAUUUCUCUUCUCCUGUAAGUGUUGAUGAGCCAGUGCGAAGACCUAUAGUACCUGGAUUAAUGGACACAGCUAACUUGCUAUCAGCAUCCAGUGUAUCUAGAGGAGGUCUCAUUCCUGCUCCAUCCAUGCUGGGCACCAGAGGUUCACGUACUCGCCCUGAGGAUGACAUCCUGUUUCAGUGGCGCCUGAGGAGGAAGAUGGAGCAGGCCAGACAGUGGAGUGAAAUAUCCUCCCAUACUUCAUCUUUUCAUCAGCCUCCACUGAGCCGACUGGCACAACAGCCCAGCCCUGUCUCUGCUGAUCCCUCUCAAACUGCAGUUUAUUCACCUGCACCUGCUGCAGAGAGACCUGCUGCUGUAAGCAUCUCUGCAUGUUCAGCCUAUCAGCCAGCACUUCCUGUCUCCAGCACAACCAUCUGCACAGAACUCCAUCCAGAGACCAGCAAACAAACUCCAGAAGAUCCCACUACCUUCAGCUCUUCUGUCCCCUUACCCCAGCCUGCCAAACAGAGGACCACUGUCCACCACCAGGGCCCUUCUAACUUCCCACAGUGCCAUCCAAGAGCCUCAGGAAGCCCCUCAGGGAGCUCAGUGGAGCCCUGCAAAAAGCACCACACCCAAUCCUUACCCUCUCCACAGCCUUCUGAAUGGACAGAUGGGGAAGAGUAUGGAUACCAGCACAGAGAGGACAAGCAGACCAAAGGCAAGCUAGUGGUGGAGAGGAGCAGAACAAAGGUAGCAAAGGAAAGCAGAAAGAAACAAUUGGACAGGCACGUAGGGUAUGGAAAUGACGACAAUAAGGGAAACCAAAUCAAUUCCAAAGCCAGCAAUAGACAUGGUAGAGGUCAAGAACGAGUCAGCCGCAAGGCCAAAGGGACCAGAAGAGAAAAUAGGAGGCACAGUGAGGGUCUAAGUUCAGGAGAUCAUGCCCCGCCCCCUUCACCUAUACACAACACACUGGGACAGGUUGUGUCUGAGGUCCUAUUUCUUGGAACUGAUUCACCAACCCAAUCCAGAACCCCGUGUUCCUCAGACUCUUCCAGACUCACCCCCCUUCCCCCUCCUCAGUCCCCUGCUCCUCCUCCUCAAAGUGUACCACAGCCAUCUGAGGUAAUAGGUCAGCUGAUGCAAGAAGCACAAGACUCAGAUGGGCUAGAAUUUGAAGAUGACCCCUUACUUUUAGUUCUUCGACAGCAGAGAAAAUGGGUAAAAGAGCAGUUACGUGAGGUAGAUGCGACGUUGGAUGAGCUGAACGAGGACUAAUGUUUACUGUGGACAAGAAAGCACUGUCACGCACAAACACAAUCAAGUUUAUUCUUAGGAAAUCAAUACAGUGCAUUUCAUUUGUGUGUGAAAUAUUUAUGUAAAUGUAAUUUACAGUGUUAAUAAAAUGAUUUGGAAAAAUAUAUAUAUAUUUAAAGACUUUCACAAUGCAUUAGUCAAAACAGUGCAUAAAAUAAGAAUUCACAC